Messenger RNA from Gilbertella persicaria, 1108 nucleotides. RefSeq lists its product as uncharacterized. The record is from RefSeq and is a predicted model, not a curated record. NCBI's taxonomy places the organism in Eukaryota, Fungi, Mucoromycota, Mucoromycetes, Mucorales, Choanephoraceae. Gene Ontology annotation, biological process: negative regulation of transcription by RNA polymerase II; positive regulation of transcription by RNA polymerase II. The coding region runs from base 58 to 1050 and encodes 330 amino acids. Gene Ontology annotation, molecular function: zinc ion binding; RNA polymerase II cis-regulatory region sequence-specific DNA binding; DNA-binding transcription factor activity, RNA polymerase II-specific. The transcript has a single exon.
UUAUUAUUAUUAUUAUUAUUAUUAUUAUUAUUAUUAUUAUUAUUAUUAUUAUUCACUAUGCUUUCACCUUCAGAACCUGAUACACCUAUCUCAAUGGAAGAACAUCAUGCAGUAGACCAUGAUUGCCAAGGAUGCCGUCAUUGUUGGCAAAGAUCCAGUAUUCGUUGGAACCCACCUGCCAUUAAAUGCUUCAAUUGCGAGACAACGACGACCCCUUUAUGGCGUAGAGAUGAAACAGGCAACACCAUUUGUAAUGCCUGUGGUCUUUAUUACAAGCUGCAUAAUGUACAAAGACCCAUUACGAUGAAAAGAAAUUUUAUCAAGCGACGUAAACGAUUCAAUAGUUUACCUCAACAAUUAGUAGUGAUUGAGAAUUUGCCACCUCUUUCACCUGCCUUACCAGAUACUGACCAUCAGACAGAACAACAACAACAACAACAACAACAGGGCAUGAAAAGAAAAAGAAGCAGCCUUUCUACUAUAGAAAAACAGAGCACAGCCAUGCCCUCGCUUACUUCUAUGAUGAUGAGCAAUGUCAAUGAUUUAGAUAGUCCUCCCAAACGACAUGCUUCUGUCAAUGCAAACAAUGAAAACUUACUCUUAUCUACUAUUCAAUCGCUCAUUGGUCUAAGUUCAAGUCAUGAAAACAAUACACUUUCCAACAUGCUAUCAGAACCAAACACAAUAAAACAAAGCCUAGAAGCAAGAAGAGACAAGCUACAAAAAGAGCUUGAUCAUAUUAAUAUACUGUUAUCACAAACAAAAGAAAUAUUUAAGACAGUCGAAUCCGUCAUGGCUAUCAUGAACCUUCAGAAACCCAAUAUAAAUACAGAAACCCAAGAGAAAAACCUGCUGACUUCGUUAAUGGUACUAGGAUUAGCUGCUAAUAAUAAUAGUAAGACUGACAAUAACAAGACGAUUCCUUCCCUGUUUGAAGCUAUACCCUCUCUUUACAAUACAUCUUCUUCUUCAAGCAUGUCACCACCUUCUCCCUCUGCUUCUUAUUUAUCUAAAUAUCAACUCAAAGCCACAUCCACUUCUUUAAACUAAACUCCUAUAUUUGGAUAAAAUGAUAAGCAACCUACUUAUCUCUCAAAUAAAAAAAAAU